GGGAAGGGCAGUGCUAUAAAGAGCAGAGUUCACCUCCCUUCUGCUCACUGCUCAGUCCCUCUGGCCCCUGCUCCAUGGUGACGGAUGAGGAUGGAUGCUGGGACAGCUGGGAUCAGCAUCAUGCUUUUCUUUUUUUCUCUCUUGUGUUUCCUGGUCUGGAAAAAUGAUAGGAAGAGGAGCCAGCUCCCUCCUGGACCGACCCCAUGGCCCAUCCUGGGAAACUUAUGUCAAAAAGACGUCCUACCCCUCUACUCGUCCUAUGAGAAGCUCAGGGAGAAGUACGGCCCCGUGUUCACCGUCUGGCUGGGACUGAAGCCCGCGGUGGUGCUCUGUGGCUACGAGGUGGUGAAGGACGCUCUGCUUGGUCAUUCGGAGGAGUUUGGAGGGAGACCUGAAAUACCCCUUCAGGUCCGGCUAUCAAAAGAUUACGGGUUUGCCUCCUCCAACGAGAAGAAGUGGCGGGAGCUGCGGAGGUUCACGCUCAGCACCCUGCGGGACUUUGGGAUGGGGAAGAACACCAUGUCGCAGCGCGUGCAGCAGGAGGCCCAGCACCUCGUGGAGCUGCUGGCGAGCUUCAAAGGUGAGGCCUUUGAGCCAAUGGUAACUUUCAGACAUGCAGUUGCUAAUGUGAUUUGCUCUGUUGUCUUUGGGAGCCGCUACAGUUACAGCGAUGCAGCCUUUCUGGAGCUGCUGGCCGUGAUCGCAAAUUACAUCAGUUUUUUCCUCUCCCCUCUUGCCAUGGUGUACAACACCUUCCCCAACAUCAUGCACCGCCUCCCUGGGCCUCACCACAAAGCCCUGGCCGAAUGCGAGAAGCUCAAGGACUACAUCCAAGAAAGAGUCAAUUGCCACAAGCAGAGCCUGGAUCCCAGCUCUCCCCGGGACUACAUCGACUGUUUCCUUAUAAAAGCGGAAAAGGAGAAGAGCAGCCUGGAGAACAUGUACAGCAAUGAAGACCUGGUCUUUUCGGUAUUCAAUCUCUUUGGUGCUGGGACAAUAACCACUAGCAAUGCCCUGGUCUUUUUCCUCCUGGUGCUGACUAAACACCCCCAUAUUCAAGCUAAGGUCCAGGAGGAGAUUGACGCAGUGGUGGGUGCGGACCGUGCUCCCUGCACGGAGGACAAGCUGCGGAUGCCGUACACCAACGCCGUGAUCCACGAGCUGCAGCGCUUCCAGAAGUCCCGAAUUGAGAAUUUUCCUCGCAUGACAACGCAGGACAUCAAGUUCUGGGGCCACAACAUCCCCAAGGACACAGCUGUUAUUCCAAUAUUUUCUUCAGUGCAUAGAGAUCCAACCCAGUGGGAGAACCCCCAAAAUUUUGACCCACGCCACUUCUUGGAUGAGAAAGGGGAAUUCAGGAAGCGCGAAGCCUUCAUGGCUUUCUCAGCAGGAAAGCGGAUGUGCCCAGGAGAGGCGCUGGCCCGGAUCGAGCUCUUCCUCUUCCUCGCUACACUGCUGCAAAACUUCACCUUUGAGCUCGAUGUUGAGUCCGAGGAGAUGGAUAUUUCUGCCUUAUGGCUGAAGAUAGAGAAUCGGACAAUACCUGGCAAAUUCCUCGCCAUACGGCGGCAGGCAUGUUCUUGAGCAGAAAGCAAA
Tinamus guttatus (white-throated tinamou) is the source of this 1596-nucleotide messenger RNA. Its product is annotated as cytochrome P450 2C5. Lineage: Eukaryota; Metazoa; Chordata; Aves; Tinamiformes; Tinamidae. Gene Ontology annotation, cellular component: intracellular membrane-bounded organelle; cytoplasm. The record is from RefSeq and is a predicted model, not a curated record. Gene Ontology annotation, molecular function: iron ion binding; heme binding; arachidonate epoxygenase activity. Gene Ontology annotation, biological process: xenobiotic metabolic process; epoxygenase P450 pathway.